Molecule: messenger RNA, 2663 nt
Organism: Medicago truncatula (barrel medic)
Lineage: Eukaryota; Viridiplantae; Streptophyta; Magnoliopsida; Fabales; Fabaceae
Exons: 5
Coding region: 2039-2329 (96 amino acids)
Source: RefSeq, a predicted model, not a curated record
AAUAGCCUUGAUCUCCGAAAAAUGACGCGCCAGAUGUCUUUGUAAUUAUGUUUUUCUGAUCAGUGACUUGGUUCAGAGAAUGAUGCUACUCUUGUUUAGUGCCAGAGAAGUCUCUUCUUUCUCAAUCACACUGCAAUUUGGUAAAUUUUCCUUAUGAAGUGGAGAAAUUGGAGAUCAGUGCCUCCGAGCUUUGUACAAGGGCACAUGAACAAUCAUAUUUGGUGGUCUGAACUUAGAUUUAAACAUUUCUGCAUCCAUGGUUAUUGACUCUUCUCUGCAAGCUUGGGCUAGACUGUUACAGCCUUUCUCAUUUGUCAUCGGGAUAUAAACGGUCAUCUCUGUUCUUACUUGUAUAUGUAUUUGUUCGCAUAUAGUUGAGUUUUUGUACAAGCUGGUGGUGAGUUUGUGUUUCUUCCAGUGUUAAAGCUUGUGUGUUUCUAUAUUCGGAAUUUGAGUACUAUGCUGGCUUUAACUUGGCUAUCUUUUUACAUUUCAGUCUUCGUUUGAUAAUUAGCAUCCACUUUUGUCUGUUCCUUUGAGUUUUCUGGGUGUUUCAGGUAGAGAAAGCCUAUAAGUGUGUGGCACACUGAGAGGUUCACGUACUUCCUUUCAGCCUUGGGAUAAAACUGGUCAUAUAUCUAUUACUCUUUGCUCAGCUUUGGGUUGAACAAAACUGGUCAAUUUAUUCUUACAUGUGUAUUUGUGUUAUGGAUGGAUAGAUGUCCACUGAUAAUGUGCCUUGCUAGUGUCUGUUAAUUUUGAGAUUUCAUUUGGUUCUUGCUGGUCUCGAUCUUAGAGGUUGCUGUACUUACAUGCUUUGGAUGAGUUGUUUGGGUUUCAGCUACUAUUAUUCCAAUUCUCUUUUGGUUAUUUGCAUAGUUUUUUUUUAUGAGCUGUGAUGUUAAAAAUGAUAUAUGCUUUUUUAUCCAUUUUGCAGUGAGCUGAUAUCUGCUUAUCCGUAGAAAUUUGCGAUUUUUGAUUUUAUUAUAAAUUUCCAUUAUUUUUGAAAUUUGAUUGCAAGAAAUUAAGAAUUGAAUUGUGAACCUGUGUUUUCUGCAGCAUGUUUUGUCAGAAUAAUAUGCUCUUUCUUCAUAGCAUGGAGCGUUGAGUUUUGAUUUGGUGAUCUCUUCUAAAAUCUUUUAGUUUUCAAUAGUUCUUAUAGUUUUUGAAAGCAUAUAUUUUUCUUGAAUUUUUAUUUCCUCGUGUUGCAGGGAAGGUUAUUUGGGAACAGCGAUUCCUUCUCGUUUUAAUUUUCUCUUGUUUGAUAUUCAUCUUUUGUAUUCAUAUUCUUUCCUGACUUCUUUAUUCCGAGGUUUGAUUUGGUUCUGACUUUUAUUUUCAUACAUGUUAAAUUGAAAAUAUGUUGUUUUGUUGCAAUGUUGUGUGUUAAAAAACAAUAACAUUCAGUUUGGUUCCUUUCUUUUUAGCCGAUUUUUAUUAAUGUUCGAUUGAGAAGGUCACCCUUAGAAGUUGUUGCUAUCAAUACUACUUUUUUCAACAGUGCAAAGUUUAUGCGAUUCUAGAGAAGCUGGGAUAGCUUGAUGGGGCCUCUCUUUGUUAUGCUGCUGAUCUUCAACUUGAUUAGAGGAAUCAGGCUACUAUUCUUUCUCUCUUUGUUCUUUUUGUUGUAACCUAUUUGUUACGGCGUAAUUUUCUGUACAUUUUCAUCUGGUGUUAACAGGGUUAGUGUUACAUGGGUUUGGUGUACCACAAAUGCAACUUCCCUCAGUUCUUUUGAAUUUUGUGUUUGGGUGUUACAGCGGAGACAGACUAUGAAUAUUUAGUGUGCUGUGGUCUGUGGAAGCCAAAGGUUAACAUACUAUUUAUUCUGAACCGCUUGGUUUGGAGUUUAUUUGUUCUCGAAAUCUGCCAUUCUUUUUGUUAUCUGUGAUAUAUGAGAAUAAGAAUCUUUUCCCCCAAAUCUGUAUAUCUUUGUCACAGCAAGGAAUCAUAAAUUUAUGUCGUUGCACUUGGAGCAGCAAUCUGCAAUUAGCUAUGACUUAAUUCUGACUAUUCGGGGGAUGGGACUGCGAAAGCUAUGGCGAGAAAAAGAAGUUCUGCGAUAGUCUAUGAAUGUAAUGUGGGAUGGUAUAAGUUGUGGAAUCUGGGUAUAAGAAGAGCUUUAGAAUUUACGAUUCUUAUGUAUUACAAUAUCAACAAAUUCCUUGUAUCACUUUGGAAAAACUGGGAUUCUAGAGUUUUGGCCGGCUCUUACUAUUCCAAUGUUGGCGUCUUUGUUUGUGGGAGCUUUUCUAUACCACCUGUGAUAGCUGCACUGCGGAAGUUGCGGAUGAUAUUAUCAGAGGAUGAUGAGUUUUUGGCAGCCUGAGGAUUUCAAGUCUCAAUUUGCUUCCUGUUUAAAUGGUGUACGCUCUUUGUUAUAGCAGAAAGUACUCUAUUUAUUAUGCCGGAACCAUUUGUCCCGGUUGGCCUACUUGUCUCAUUUAGUUUUUUCGGAUAGUCCGGUGAGUAACUGAUGGUGAUCUGGUAACAUGAUCACAGGAUGUAGCAGUCUUUAGAAAACCAUUGGUUUGGGAGGGCAAAGAAUUAAGUUUGGAAGGGAUUUUUACUUUUCUUUUGUACCAUGGUAAGAGAAGGAACUAAGCUAUGUUAAGACAAGUUUUAUGUUUUUAAUGUAUCAUUGAUCAAUUUAUUUAUCCCAA